AUGUCACUCGUCCGUUGCUUAUCCAUCAGGUCGGUGCGCCGUUAUCGAUCCUCUUAUGCUUGUCUCAUUCCUCUUCGCGAUGAAGAAGCUACACGCCAAUUCCCAGAAACUCGGAGUUACCACAGUUUCAUCCACCACCAGAGCUCCAACUUCUCUCGCAAUCGCUCUUCCUUGUUCCAGUCCCCAGUGAUUCUUCUGUCUCAUCGCACCCUUUGGGUUUUGAAAUCUGCGGUUUCUAAUGUCUACGCGUUACACAAUGUUGCUGAUGCUCUUGUUUCAUUUCAACACUUGAUUGACUUGCUCAAUGCUUUCACAGUUUCUCAAUGGUGGGUGUGUAUCAUCGUCACAUCGCUUUUGAUUCGUGGAGUGACAAUUCCGGUUUUGAUUGAUUGCCUAAACAACAUUGCAAAUGGUGAUUUUCGCUUCAUACAGAAUGUUGGGUUGCACCCUGCUUCAGCCCAAGAGGUGACUCUAAAUAAGGUGUCACUUCUCAGUAAAAGUGGAAGAGUAAUGUACACCAUGUUGGAAAAGGAGUUUCUUGGAGUGAAAGGAUCAAUCAUGGGUAAGGGCAUUCAAGUUCCUGUCUUCUGGCUCUCCAUGGAGGAGUUAAGACAAAACAUGGCUGGGAUUCUUGUUUCCUGUCUUUGUGGUAAGACAUUUUCGGCUGAGCUUAUCAGGAACAUAGUAUUGAGCAAAGGACGCUUAUUGGUGGUAGUUGGUGAUGGAUUUGGUGUUGAAAUACAAAUGUUCGAUCUUGAUUUCUCUCUUAUCCUCAAGCGUCGUCAAGCCCAGAAGCGGGCUCACCAAUACCAUCAAUAUCUACUGGAGUAG
Molecule: messenger RNA, 831 nt
Organism: Eruca vesicaria subsp. sativa (arugula)
Lineage: Eukaryota; Viridiplantae; Streptophyta; Magnoliopsida; Brassicales; Brassicaceae
Source: the annotation of a GenBank genome assembly